This is a messenger RNA of Arabidopsis thaliana (thale cress), 2137 nucleotides long. Its product is annotated as RING/U-box superfamily protein. Gene Ontology annotation, molecular function: metal ion binding; ubiquitin protein ligase activity. The transcript has 2 exons. The record is from RefSeq and is marked reviewed. Bases 655 to 1932 code for a protein of 425 amino acids. Lineage: Eukaryota; Viridiplantae; Streptophyta; Magnoliopsida; Brassicales; Brassicaceae. Gene Ontology annotation, cellular component: endoplasmic reticulum; endoplasmic reticulum membrane; endomembrane system. Gene Ontology annotation, biological process: protein ubiquitination; ubiquitin-dependent protein catabolic process.
GUUUGAUAAUUGCAUUUAAUGAAUUAUCUUUAUCUUUAUUCAACUUUAACCAAUAAUAAAUUAAUUACAUUUUACCAAAUCAAUAUAAAUAGAUGAGAUUUAUUAAAAAAAGAAAACUAGGUAAGAAAGUAAACUAAUCCUGACCGUCCGGUCAGAGGGAAGGUAAUCAUCGCCGUGGAAUAUAGACGUCACGUCAAUAGUGUACACCGGAGCACAGAGGAUCGUGCCUUCUCUCCCUCUCUGAUUAAAAGUAUAGAGAGCCUCCGAUUGAAAAGAUUUGAUCGGUGAAAAUUUCCAUUCGACGAAUCGGAGUUCCAAAAGCUCGCUGACGAGUUCUCAAUAGUAACCUCUCCGGCGCUUAUCGUGAAAAACCCUAUGUUCCAGACUUCUCUUACGCUUUCCUUGCAAAAUCUGCCUCAAUUUUGGAUUGAAGACAAGAGCUUGAGGCUUUUUCUCCAAUCUUAAUUGAAACUUUGGGGUUUUUCUCACGGGGAUUUUGCGAAUUAGGGUUUCGGAUUGGGGAUUUUGUUACAUCGAAAGGACUUUGGAGAUUCAGCGUUGGGCUCGGUAAUUGAAGAAUGCAGAAUUCAUAAACACCGCUCUGGAAUUUUACUUUUUAGGAUAACAAAGGAGGGUCAUUUUAUCUGUUAAUUGAUGGGUGAAGAGAUAUCUAGCACUGUGAACCUGGAUUUGAAUCUGGGUCCUGAUCCUGAGUUAGGUCUCGAGCCAGCGACGAAUUAUGCUCGGUCUGAUUGGGGUAAUGGACUUGCUGCUAGGGAAUCCGAAUCUCUGAGAAGGUUUAGAAGUCGGUACCGGUCACGUUUCAGACGGAUUGAUAUGCUUCCGGUUCUUGCUGAGACACAUAGCCCGGCGAUGGAAUUGAGUCAGUUGUUGAUCACUUCUGGAAAUGUAGUUGCUUUGCCUGCUGGUGAGGGAAGCAUGGCUAGUGGAGAAAGGGUCAUCGAGGACUCCAAAAAGUGCGAGAAUGGGAGCAAAGUGAUGGCAGAAGACAAUGUAACAGAGGAGAAAAGAGAUGUUGAGAAGAGCGUUGGCAGCGAUGGGAGCUUUUUCGAUUGUUAUAUAUGUUUGGAUUUGUCCAAGGAUCCAGUUGUUACUAAUUGUGGCCACCUUUACUGUUGGUCUUGCCUUUACCAGUGGCUACAGGUUUCAGAGGCAAAAGAAUGCCCGGUUUGUAAAGGGGAGGUAUCUGUGAAAACAGUGACUCCAAUCUAUGGACGUGGGAUACAGAAAAGAGAAUCUGAGGAGGUUUCAAACACCAAGAUCCCUUCGAGACCCCAAGCACGACGCACAGAGAGUUUGAGGACUACACUUAACAGGUCAGGUCAUAUACCAACGGAAAUAUUUAGACAUUUGCAGGAUAGGCUUGAAAGGGAAUCUAGUACAGGAGAAAGACGCGCCAGACCAUCUCUUAACCGGUUUAUGACUUCGAGGGGAGUUAGAGCAGAGGAGAACCAGUCUAGUGAAGCACUGGUUGAACCUUCAUCAGAUGAGAUUAACGAUAUUGAUCUGAUCUUAAAUAAUGCCCCUGAAAAUGAAGAGGAAAACGAAAACCUAAGCUCGUCACGUGCUUUGGCAACCCAGAGACGAUGGGCACAGAUGUAUGGGAGGGUGUCGUCGUUUACUUUGAGCUCUGCUGAAAGAUUAGCGGAUACUUAUUUGAUAACACAUGCAUUGGGGAGGAACCAAGAACAAAACAGCAGUCCUCCUGUUGGUGUUGAAGACAGGGAUUCGUUCUCAAGCAUAGUAGGUGUGAUAAACUCGGAGAGUCAAGUUGAAACGGCGGCUGAGAUUAAUUCAAUGUUGACUGUAUCGACUUCUUCGUCUGUUAGAAGACAUGAGAACAGUUCAAGGGUCUCUGAUGUUGACAGUGCAGAUUCUCGUCCACUGAGGAGAAGAAGGAGAUUAGCUUAGAAGAGAAUGGAGGAGAAGAAAGAGGAAGCUAGAGUAAUAAUCUGUAGUAGAAAGCAGUGAUUUUAUUGGUUUUUUCAGUUUGUUUUUUAUAUGGGAUUUUGGAUUUUUGUUGUUUCAGUUUUUAUGCUAAAAGACUAAUAAAUAAAUACAUCAAUAGGAUAUAUGGUUUUUUCAAUUCUUUUGAUCUGGUGAAUGAAUUCGGUUG